AUGUUGUACGAAGCGCUGGCUUCGCUUGUGCCUGCCAAUGUUGCGCAGCUCACUGGACCGAUCCAACAUUGGCAGCCAGGUGUGACGCCCAUGUCUACGUUGACUUCGGUAACGGUCGCGUCACUUUCCUACGUGGUCGCCGUGCUUGGUGGGCAAGCUAUUAUGCGACAUUUCCCUGCUGUGCCUGGUCACUACCUGAAGGUGCCGUUUUUUUUGCACAACGUGCUGCUGAGUGUAGGAAGUCUGAUCUUGCUGCUUUUAUACCUGGAGCGGGAGUUUCAGCUUAUGGCUAGGUAUGGCCUGCACGAAGCCUUUUGCCUGCGGUCGCUGUACUUUGAAGUUGAGAUGUUCCAUAUCAUCAACUACUAUUUCAAGUACUGGGAAUUCCUUGACACAUUUUUCCUGGUGAUCAAGAAGAAAAAGCUGAUGUUUUUGCACGUGUACCACCACAUGGCCACGGCAGCACUGUGCUACUCGCAGAUCGUGAAUGAGACCCCGCUUUCAUGGGUUAUCAUUUGCCUCAACUUGACCGUUCAUGUCAUUAUGUAUGGAUACUAUGCUAUGACCUCCAUCGGUAUCCGAUGCCCGUGGAAGAAGAUGGUCACAUCGAGUCAGAUUAUCCAAUUUGUGAUCGACGUGGCCAUCUGUACCUAUGGAAUCUAUCAUCACUACGUGCCGCAGUUCGCGCCUUGGCUUCCAUACGUUGGUUUCUGCUAUGGCCGCCCUGCCGCUGCGUUUUCAGGUCUUGCCAUCUUGUCGAGCUACCUUUUCUUGUUCAUUCUUUGUACGUCCCAAUGUUGUUAG
Molecule: messenger RNA, 804 nt
Organism: Malassezia globosa CBS 7966
Lineage: Eukaryota; Fungi; Basidiomycota; Malasseziomycetes; Malasseziales; Malasseziaceae
Exons: 2
Coding region: 1-804 (267 amino acids)
Biological process (GO): sphingolipid biosynthetic process; fatty acid elongation, saturated fatty acid; very long-chain fatty acid biosynthetic process
Cellular component (GO): endoplasmic reticulum membrane
Molecular function (GO): fatty acid elongase activity
Source: RefSeq, a predicted model, not a curated record